CAUCUGGCAAAAGCCCUUCCUGUUCGUCGUGUUGCUGCGCUCCUCGGCAAGUCCAAGUCGGGAGAGAAGAAAGAAACCUCGAAACCCUAGCCCUGCGCUCCCCCUCUCCAGUCUCCAGCUUCCCGGCUGCUAGGAGGAGGAAGCUAUGGGCGUCGAGGAGGACGCUGCCGCCCGCCGCGAGCGCCUCCGUGCCCUCCGCGCCGCCAAGGAGCUCCUCUCCACCCCAGCCCCCGACGGAGAGCAGCAAAAUGGGACCCAUAGUGCCAAUGAAGAACAUGUGGAACAGCCAGCAUUACCAGCUCCACAGGAUGCACCUGAUGAGGCUUCUAAGGAGAAUAUUAGCUCCAUUGAGGAGGUCGAGGAUGUUGAAGAUGUUGGUGAGCUUCCUGCCAUGAAGUUCAGAAACUACCUUCCUCACGAUGAACAACUUCGAGGUGGUAAGAUGGCUCCAGUUUCUCUUCCUAAGUUUGAAGAUCCAAUCAGUGCCGAAACUACAGAACCAAAGCAAGUGGAGAACCCCUUUGGAAACAUAGCCCCAAAGAAUCCAAACUGGGAUCUGAAACGUGAUGUGCAGAAGAGAAUUGAUAAACUGGAGAAGCGCACACAGAAAGCAUUGGCUGAGAUUGCAUUGGAGCAACAGAGGGAGAAAGAAGCCCUGGAGGAAGCUCAAGAUUGAUCAAACUGAGUCAGUGACAAAAACUGUAAUAUGUAAGGUACUGGGGGUGCUUAGUGUAUCUACUGGUGGGGAUGAACUGAAGUGAACCAACCUUGAUGAGUAUGAGACGUGGUGUCUGGCUAGUCCUUGUUUUUGAGAGGAAAGCUAACAUAUAAAACUAGAGUGAAAUGUGCCCAGUGCCUCUUGAAAGCCCGAGCUGUAGUAGUUGUCCUGUUUUGCGUUUACCGUAUCAAACUAGUGUGUUGAUUACGAAGCAUGCCUUCAUGCUGCAUUUAACAGAGUGAAUCUUUGACAUUCUGGCUCUUUCAGAAAACUUAUUUUGCAA
This is a messenger RNA of Panicum virgatum (switchgrass), 1001 nucleotides long. RefSeq names its product coiled-coil domain-containing protein 12-like. The transcript has 5 exons. The record is from RefSeq and is a predicted model, not a curated record. Bases 146 to 676 code for a protein of 176 amino acids. Gene Ontology annotation, cellular component: U2-type spliceosomal complex; post-mRNA release spliceosomal complex. Lineage: Eukaryota; Viridiplantae; Streptophyta; Magnoliopsida; Poales; Poaceae.